Molecule: messenger RNA, 5159 nt
Organism: Leptopilina heterotoma
Lineage: Eukaryota; Metazoa; Arthropoda; Insecta; Hymenoptera; Figitidae
Exons: 8
Coding region: 163-4887 (1574 amino acids)
Source: RefSeq, a predicted model, not a curated record
UAGCAGAAAGGUUUCUGUCGUUUCUGUUUAUUAGUGUUUGUUGGCCGUUUAAUUGGUGUAUUAUUAUUUUUGUUUUUGAUGAAAAAAAUAGUGUUUGUCGAAAAAAGGAAUUAAAGAAUACACAAAAUAAUUAAUGAUCAUCUGCAAUCUAAAACUUUUAAGAUGUCGGUUUCGAAAAAGCUUAAGGAAUGGUAUAUUUCCAUUGAAUCUCAUAAAUUUGAAGGUAUCGCGGAUGCAAUAAAGGAGCAUCUACCAGUGGCAAAUCCAAAAUACAAUAAUCAAAUUGAUAGUUUGGUAACACGUUUGACACGUUCUUAUAUGGACUAUCAUGAUAAAAAUAAAGGCGACGUUAAAACUGGUCUUGAAAUCUUUGAAUUGACCUGUAGUCUUUGCGACAGGUUCACUGAAUCCAGUAAUCCACCAAGAUUGCGUCCUGGCAUUUUUCACAUUACUCGAUGCCUUCGUGAAUUAAAACUUUAUUCCGAAUCCCAAAUAAUAUGCAAUUAUAUAAUGCCAGGGAAAAUUUUUUCCCCCGAUGUACAAGAUGUGGAUUAUUUUGUAAAAUUUUCUCAAGCAUGGCGUCAAAGCGUAGACAUGGAAAUAAAAGCCCUCUCAUCAAAAUUCGAUCUAAUGAAUUAUGACGUCCUUUUGGAAAUGAUAAAAUUUGAUUUUCAACUACUGAAAUUCGCCGAUAAAUUAGAAAAUCAUUCGAAAAUUUUAUUUGUAAGAAUACAAACAUACAUUGAUCAAAUAAUAAAAUCUGAUAGAGAAUGGACAGAGAGUAAAAUUCUAACAUUCCUUAAUUAUAUGGUUGAACAUAUUAGAAGUCUACAAGAUAAUUCGAAUUUGGAGAUUAAUCCAAUUAAUGUUUAUCCUGAAAUCAUUGAUAUAAUGCACUGUUUAUGCAUGAAAAUGAUGAAAGCUAAUAAAAUAAAGGAACUCUCGAAUUUUGUAAUUGAAUGUGCGAAAAAAUUUGAAAUUUUUAUUAAAAGUAAUAUUGAAGUAAGAAAAUCAUUUCUAUUACAUCUUGAUUAUUACAAAGUUUUUUUCAAACCUGUCGUUAAUUUUGAUGAAGACAUGUUUAAAGAAAUUUCCAAUUACAAAUGCCGAUUUGAAAGUAGAUUAAAAAAGUUUGGUCCGACAAAUCUUUUUAAAGCAAAUUCAUUGGAAAUCAGUAAAAGUCUCACGACAUUAUUCAAUUAUUGGUUAAAAUGUAUGAGUUGUUGUAAAACAGAAUAUUUCAAUAAGAUAUUUUUUGAAAUUGUUGAACUCGUCAAUCAUUCAGCAUCGCUUCUUGCGAGACAACGUAUAAGAUUUUGUAAAUGCGAUUUGACAGUUUGCACAGCAAAGUACAAUACCUACGAGCAAAUAAAUAUUAUUCAAAAAUGUGGAGUAUUUAUUUGUAUGAUUGAUAAAAAAGAAUUAACCGCUGAUUUAGUAAAAUUCAGCUGUAAUUUUAUAAAUGAAAUUAUUGUCGCGAUUUAUGAGUAUAAAGAAACAAAAUGUGGAUUGUAUUCUCAUCUUUGGUCAACGUGUGGUCAAGUUAUGUACAAUUUUGGUCUCUUGACGUGUUUGGAUUUUCUCGAUGAAAGCGCAGAAAUGAUGGCAAAUCUCCUUUCAUUCAUUAUUCAAGAGUAUGGACUUGAGUGUAAAAAUAAUUUUCUUCGUACGCCGAAUCCUUUAUCGUUGGUGUUACAUAAAUUAAGUGGUGUUUAUUAUCGAGCUGAAAAAUACAGAGAAGCGAUGAUUGUCACUGCAUUCAAUGGAUUAAUAAGUUACGACGAAGAUGAAGCAAAGGCAUUUAAAAUGUGGGCAAGUAUAAAGCAUAAAUGUAAAACAGAAUCGGAGGAUAUUGUUAAAAAAACAAUGAUAGCUUGUUUAAAGCACGAUAAAGAUACUAUCAAGGAACUUGGAGUGGAAAUUCAAUUAAAUGAUUAUAAUUUGGUGAAACUUUGUAUGAGAGAAAUUCAAGGAUUACAAAAUGCAAAAAUAAGUCUAACAGAGGCGAUAAAAGCAAGUUUAAAAGAAUUGAAUGGCUUGAGAAAAAAUACAAUGGAAUUUGUCGAAGGUGUUCAAUAUUUGGGUUAUCAUAUGAUUUAUUUUCGUGAUGAUUGUUCAAUUCAUGAAUAUUUAAAGAAGGCUGAAUGUUAUUUAUCAACAUUUGAUCAAAAAUCCAUCUAUAAUUUUUGUCUGAGGGCUAAUUUAAAAUUUUUUCAACUCAUGGAACAAUGUAAUGUAACUAGUAAAAAAAUUAAAGAGGAUAUAAAGAAGGCAAAAAAUAUUUUGCAAAAGGAUAAAAAUCAAAAUCAUGAUGAGACUAUUGAAGUUGAUGAAGUGGUUCCAGUUUAUAGGACAAUUAAUAUGAAACACGAUCAACAAAUUGCUUUGGAAUUGGAACAAAUUUUGCAAAGAUGGAAAAAGUUAUUCGCUAAAGAUCCGAAGGUAAUUAAUAAUUGCUGGGAGCCUAAAAUUACUCUCGAGAUAAUAAUCAUAGCCGGAGAAGUUGCACGAUUGUAUUUAUCUCAAGAAAACGAGAGACAAGCUUGGUUACUCGCUUACGAGUUAGCUACCGUCCUGCAAAAUCAUACUGCUUGUAUAUAUGUGACUGCCAGGAGUAUUUCUCUUCGAUACAUAAAUGAAAAUUGGAUAAAGAAAGCUCACGAAUAUGCAGUUUCAUUAAAAACAUCAGAUGAUGAAAGUAAAAGUGUCCUGGGCAUGUUUUGGACGAAUUUAGCUGAUUUUUAUUUUGAAACAGGAAAGGUGAAAGAAGCAGUUACUUUAAUGAAUAAAGUGAAAAAUUUGGAUACUGUUAAACUAACAGGAGAUCCUGGAGUUUAUUUGGAUUAUAUGGAUACAAUUAUAAGAAAUUAUCAAUUCUACUCUGAGAAAGCGGAGCAAGAAGAGUAUUCCGAAUUUCUUGUUCAUCAUGUAUACUCCAUGGUUUCUGUAAAUGGAACUUUCUCCAUUGGAGGAAAGAAAAUGUACUACGGACUGAAUAAUCUGCUCGAUGGUGUAAACAAUAUGUCAUUGAUAAAAUUAAAUUUCAUUUCAUUUAGAGAAAUAUCGGCACAUUUAACACUUCGACUAGAAUUGGCGCAGUCACUUGGAGCAACAUUACGUGUUGCUGAAUGUCUCAAGUCACUUUGCUACGUUGACUUGAAACGAUGGAAAUUGGAUGAUUGUGAAGUAAAACUUCAGGGUAUUGAACAAAUUCUCGAUGUUGAGGCAUUUGGAUUAUCAAUGAAAACGAAAUCCAAUGAAUUUAGGGAUGAACGUGCAAAUACAAUUUGUUCUUCGCGUCGAAUGGAUGUCGAUGAUCCUGUUCGCGAUGUAAUGGAAGAUAAUGCAUCGCCAAUUCUUCGAAAGAAAAUUUUUGUACCUCCUGAAUUUAUGCUUCAUGACAAAUGCGAAUGCUAUCGGUGUUUAAAUAUUCCCUAUCAGCAUUUAAUUUUCUCCUGUACAUUUAUUCGUGCACAAAUGUACGCUUUGAAGAAAUAUUCUUUAUUGGCAUUGCAACAUUAUCAAGGUGCAUUGGAUGUGAGAGCGAAGGUAUUGGCGAGGGAGAAUAAAAGAAUUCUCAAGAAGAAUGAUGAUAAAUUCGGAAAGUAUUAUCAUUGGAGGAAGUAUUACACGACGGUGGAUUAUGUUAUGAUGUUAAUUGACUUUAGUAAAUUUCUCAUGUAUCACGAAACAGAACCAAGGGAAAUGGAUGCUAUGGAAAUUGCUUUUGAAGCAAUCAACAUUUGUCAGAAAUACAAUUUACAAACUCAUCCAGUGUUCACUGCCGCGAAUGAACUUUUAUUUUCCUAUCGUUUACAAAAACUCGAUCCAUCUUUUAAAGGUUUUACAGUUCCUGAUGUCGCUGAUAUUGAUACUUCUGAUUUGGUUGAUCAGCAGAAAGAUGUUUGUACAAUGAAAUCUUGUGCGACACCGUCUCAUUCGAAUGAUUUGCCACUGAAGGGCGUACAUAGAAAGAAAACACCACCACUUUUACCUUUGAGAAAAGUUCAUAUGAAUUUGAGUGACAGUGAAGAUGAAGAAUUAUCAUCGACGAAGGAGAAAAAGCAAACUAGAAGAAGACGACUUAUAAUUGUCGAUGAGGAAUCAUCACAGUCGGAAACUGAUAAUGCAACAUCUAUUCCACCACCAAUUUUAAAGUUACCAGAAAAAUCAUCGUCGAGACGAACGAAGAAAAUUGUCGUCGAUGAAAUUGAUACAAUAAGUGACUCUAUGACGAAAGUUUCCAUUACUUCGGCAACAUCUGAUUUGAGUGAAGAAGCACAAAGUAAACGUUAUACAUGGAGGAAGAAGGUUGCAGUUUCAGCGCCCGAAGACAACUCUAUUCCCUCUACUUCCUCGGAAAUUAACCCACUAAGUGACUUUGGAAAAAAAAUUACCAUUUCUUCGGCGUCAACUCAAGUCACUGGAGAAUCAAAAAAUAAACGAUUGUCAUCGAGAAAUAAAGUUGCAGUUUCAGCGCGAAGUGAAUCAUCAAGAUCGAAAACGAAAAAAGUGCCUGAAGACAACUCAAUACCUUCUACUUCUGCGACAAGCGAAAAUAAACGAUUGCCAACUGGAAAUAAAAUGUCAACUUUAAUUGCUACGUCAGAUAAUGAAAGUCUACCGAACAAACGACUGUCAUCUAGAAAUAAAACCACAAAAUCAAAAGCUGUUGAGUCGAAAGAGAAAAAAUUGUUAUCGACUGAUGAAGCAGAAUUCUCUGGCGACUCACUUUCUUCCACUUCGUCAAGUGUUGGAAAUUCGCAGAGGAGAAGCAAAAGAUUGGCUACCAAAGAUGUUAAGAAUAAUGAAAAAGGCUUCAGUUCAGAUAGAUGCUCAUCGCCAGAUCUUUUUCUAACGGAUGAUGAAUUUAGUUCAAAGAAAUAAAAAGAAUAUUAUUAAUAAAAUUCCAUCGGUUAAAGAAUUUUAUUUUUAAAAAAUAGGUAUUAGUGUUAGAUUAAAUAAGUAAACUGAAACAAGAGACAAUAAAAGUAAUAAUAGUUGAAAUAUGUUUAAAAGUUAGUAAAUUGAAAGAAUAGUGUAAAUUCAGAGAUCUUAGAGUUAUUUCAGAAAUAGUGAUAUAAUUGAAGGGCUACAUAAAAUAAGGGGACGAACGCGUGGUUGAAAGGGAUAAUAUCAGUCAGGUAGCAGCGAGCGGC